This is a messenger RNA of Cuscuta epithymum, 1430 nucleotides long. Lineage: Eukaryota; Viridiplantae; Streptophyta; Magnoliopsida; Solanales; Convolvulaceae. The record is from the annotation of a GenBank genome assembly.
AAUUAGAGAUCGUCUUCACCCGGUCCAGACCGCCAGUACGUGUCAGGCUGCCGCCCGUCUCACGGAGUCAUUCUUUAGGUUUUCAAAACUUCACACCUUUCUCGCUCUCUUUCUUCGGUAACCUCACUCACUACCUACUGAUCAACUAUGGCUCCAGGAAAUGACCCGGACCCGAUAGUCCUCCACCAAACACAAUCGGGCGAAAGAGAGCCUGCAACUCCCGAGCUUGCUCCAGAUUCCGGCGUAAAAUGGCCAAGCAUUCCCAGUCCGAAACUGCCUCCGAUGAACGAGUCCGGUUGGCCCAGCGUGUGGUUCCCACCAAAGUCUGAACCGCGUGUGCUAACCCCCGAAGAGCAGGCGCGGUUGGCUGAUGACCAGGCUCAACAAGCUGCAUUGGAAGUCGUGAUUGAAUUCCUUAACAAUACAGAUGUUGCCGACGACGACGAUUACGACGAGGAAUACGAUGAAUACAUGGACGCAAUCAAGUACGAGAACGGUGACAUCGAUGAGGUGAUAGAGGAAAAAGAGCGCAAAAGGUUCGAUUUUUUUGUGAAACUGUUUGAGGAGGACAGGGUUUUGAUGGAUUAUUACGAGAAGAACUGUGCUGGUGGAGAGUUCAGAUGCCUGGUCUGUUUUGCUGUGCGGGAAAAAGGUUGGAAGAGGUUCAAGGGCUGUGCGGCUUUAGUUCAUCAUUGUCUUUCCAUAGCAAAGACCACAAAGAGGAAGGCUCAUCAAGCUUUAGCGGAGUCUAUUUGUAAGGCGCUUGGGUGGGACAUCAAUAAGCUCAUUCACUCUUCAAAUAAAUCUGCUGAGGCUCCGGGCAACAUUGACAACUAUAGUAAAGAUGGCUUGGACCUCUCUGGCAGUACAGCGGACAUUGCGAAUGAUAAUACUGGCAAAGUAUCUGGAAAUGAGAACAAAAGUGGUGGUCAAUCUGAGAUCAAUGCAUUGGCCAAGGGUGACAAUAGCAAGCAUAUUGAUAUUCUCAGCUGUAGCAUUCAAGAUGUUGAAUCUGCUAAUACGAAGGGCUCCCCAAAUGGCCAGGACCGCACACAUGCACAUUCUGAUGCUGCUCAGCCUGCUCUUGAUUUGGAUCAUCAAGAGGACAAAGUUCCCGCUGACCUCAAUGAAGACAAAGUUCAUAACUGACUAGGAAUAGGAGUUUUUUGCUGUGAAGUUGAUGCCAGACACUUGUUAGUUUCUCUCUUGUCAAGCAAGUGUUUCUGGCCUAAGAGUGGACAUUAGUAUUUUCAGGCCAUGGUCAGUAGGCCAGUAGUAAUCUUCUGUAAGAUGCAGAUUCUCAAAAAGUGUUCCCAGGGUGCUGGAAAUGUUAAUGUGAAUGACAUUGGAAUGUCCUUUUAAAAUAUCCAGUUCAGUUAUGAACUGUUCCCCAAGGGUCAUGAAGCAUAAAUCUGGACACUUAUCUCCAG